Gigantopelta aegis is the source of this 1322-nucleotide messenger RNA. Its product is annotated as hybrid signal transduction histidine kinase E-like. Lineage: Eukaryota; Metazoa; Mollusca; Gastropoda; Neomphalida; Peltospiridae. Bases 108 to 686 code for a protein of 192 amino acids. The record is from RefSeq and is a predicted model, not a curated record. The transcript is spliced from 5 exons.
CUAUUUUGGAUGCUGAAUCAAAAGAGAAUCAGACUGUGUCUGCUGUCCUUGGUAACACUGUUGUUUUGGAGAAAAAGAUAUUCAGCAAUUUCAACAUUACUUUGCACAUGUGGAUAAACGGACGUGAUCAGCACUUAACAGGUCGAGUGUCUAUGAUAGAAGUGACGUUAAAUAUCUACGGUAUUACAGUGAAAGAUGGAGGAUACUCAAUCACAUUGAUGAUUCCUCAGUUAAAUGACUUUGACCUGGGACUUUAUAAGUUGGAUGUCUGUAACAUAUUUGGGUGCGGCCAUUUUUACACAACUUUAAAAGUAGUUUCAGAACCGGGCUCCACUUCUGACUCAGUACUGGUAGUAGCUGUUUCAGGUGUCACAGUAGUUGUCAUUCUGGUGGUCAUCAUUGUCGUGGUCAUCGUCAUAGUCAAAAAGAGGAGGAAUUCAACAAAAAACACACAUUCCGAUGAUGAUAAUCAUGAGUAUAUGAACCAGAACAACAACCAGCAGGAUUCCAGUGGUGAUAAUCAUGAGUAUAUGAACCAGGACAACAACCAGCAUGGUGAACGCCCGGCUGUGGAAUAUGUGAACACUGUGAACGAUGUGAACAAUGUGUAUGAUGUGAACACUGUGAACAUUCAGACAGACGAUCCCCAUGUUUAUCAAAACUCUGAAAAACUGAUGACUUCUUAAAAUUAAUUAAUUGAUUAAUUUUAAGUUAUUUUCUUGCUUAUUACAAAUUAAGGUUCAAGCACACACUGUAGAUACCUGGGCUGUCUGUCGAAGGCUGUGGAUUAGUGGUUGGUUGUUAGUGGUUCUGUGGUGGUACCAGCAUUAUUGUACCGAUGUGAGAUAUGGGGUUUUGAGAACUUUGAUAUGAUAGAAAGACCGCAUAUUAAAAAAAAAUAAUAAUAUUUAUCUCCAAUUACAAAACAUAUCCCUGUUUUUUUGUUUUGUUUUGUUUUGUUUUUUUGUUAUAUAGUGAAUUUGGAAGCAGACUUCUUUCCUUGAUUAUAUAUUUUGGGGGUCAAACUACAACAUUAACAGAUGCUUCUUCCCUUUUGCAUCGCCCGUAGGAGGACUGCUACUCCCAAUGCAAGCUUACAAAACCCAAAACUUGCACAAAGUAGAGCUCAAUGGAAUAUAUAUAGCUAUGAUGGCAUUCACUCAUGAAACACUGUUAAAACAUUAUGAAAUAUUGAUGUUUAGAUAGCAUAGGUCAGAAAAUAUUUGUCAACUGAUAUAUCGUAGCUUAUUUCCAGAUAUUAUAUGUGGAAAUAUUACUUGUAAUAUAAGUUUAGAAUUCAAGUUGGAGAACAUAUCGUGUGA